GACAGAGGAAGCUUGGAGAGAAAUCAAGAGGCUCGGAGCUGCUCAAAAGGGGUUCAAGUAGCCCUGAAUUAGUCAAUUCUUUCUAUUUUGCUCUCCUCUGCUAAUAAUCACAGAGAACCUUCACGAUGGGUUCUUAGCAUCGGAUGACCACGGGUAUAUGUGUCUUCUUCAACACCCAAGCCAUCCCUGAGAGCAAUUGCUCUCCUCUCCUCUGUUGCUUCACCUCUCUUGGACGAUUUCGUGGUCUCGUGGGUCAACUCCAGCCAAAAUUGAAGCAUUUCAAACAGGGAUCAAAUCAAACUGUUCCGAGACGAUCUGAGGCAAUUGCAUUGAGUAUCUUAGAAAAUGGAUGGAGCUCGCAUCCAUAGUCAGCUAUAAGAAGGAUUAAUCUGGGAAGCAUACAACAGGAGAUUAAUGAUGAGAGAAAAUACAUGCACUGAAGAGAAAGCAAUGGAUCUCUUGAACCAGUUAGAAUUUAUUCUGGAAUCUGAUCCUCUCAUUGAUGAAGUAGGUUUUAUUCACCCAUCCCAGUUUGUCACACUCAGUGAAGAGGUAGACGGUUCCUAUACCUUGUCAGAACAUGGAAAUUCAAACCAUGAGAUGUUUGAUGUUAAUGCUUUGGAGCAAAAAAAUACAAAAUUUUGGAACAGAGAUCAUAAGUUGGGCAUUUCUACUCAAGUCCUUCUUCCACUUUUUGGGGCUGCCAAAGACUCAUUUGGGGCUGCAAUUAGACAGUAUAAGACAUUUACCAGCUUAUCUGGUAAGCCUGAAGGUCAGGAUAUUUCGUGUUGUUCUUCGCCUUGUGUCUCCCUUGAAAGUGAAGUUAUGAAGCAUAGCAGGUCUCUUCUGUUGUUGAGUUGUGAUUUUGGGACUGCAUGGAAUUCCAGGUUCUCAUCUGUCAAUAUUUUACUGAUUUCUGUACUUCUUACGUUGUUUGUCCCCUUAAAAUAAUAACAUUGAAUUUUGGAAGAUGAUUGGAAGUUGUUUUCAAUUGCUUUUAUGCCAUUUUUACUACAGAAAAAUAGCCUUUUUUACGUCACUUUACUCUUACUUUGUAGUGGUUUCAUUGUGAAAAAUUGUCAAUAUUCCUGGCCACUAGCAAUGUCUUGUAGAGUUAGGUAUGUGAUUUAACAAUUCAUGAGAGAAUAACUAGUUCUCCCUUUUCUAAACUUGCAAGUCGGAAUGAGUCAAUGGAACUGUGGAAAACCCCAAUUAUCAACAGUAUUUUAUAUUUUAUCUUACAUUCUUCUUGAUGCAGGUGCAUUGGAGUUUUAGAGUAUUUGUUUUGCAGUAGUUAGUCUUUCAUUUGAAGUUUAGCUUUUAAUUUUAAGGGGUCAUGUGGUUAGUCAUGUGGUUAGUAUGGGAAUUUUAUUAGAAUUGGAACUAGCAGGUUUGAAUUAGGAAUCUUGGCUACUGUUAUUGUGUGUGUUUGUGUUUAUAUAUAUAUAUAUAUAUAUGUAUCUAUGUAUUUCUUUUUAGAUCCCUAUGUAUCUAUGUGUUUGUGUUUAUUUCUCUCUUUUUUUUUUUUGUCUUAUUUUCAGAAUAAACUUCUUGUUGAAAGCCUAAGUUUUCUUGGUCCCGUCUUUGAUUUUACGUGGUUCUUAUUGUCUGUUUGUUCAACCCCUGUCUUCUCUGCAUCAUUUCAGAUGAAUUUUAUAUUUUUUCUUCUUGGCUUUAUGUUAUACUAUAAGAUUCAGCCCUCUGAAGGUGAGAUAAAUUGAGUCUUAUUUC
Messenger RNA from Rubroshorea leprosula, 1731 nucleotides. NCBI's taxonomy places the organism in Eukaryota, Viridiplantae, Streptophyta, Magnoliopsida, Malvales, Dipterocarpaceae. The record is from the annotation of a GenBank genome assembly.